Schizosaccharomyces japonicus yFS275 is the source of this 3353-nucleotide messenger RNA. Its product is annotated as E3 ubiquitin ligase complex subunit Mms1. NCBI's taxonomy places the organism in Eukaryota, Fungi, Ascomycota, Schizosaccharomycetes, Schizosaccharomycetales, Schizosaccharomycetaceae. The record is from RefSeq and is a predicted model, not a curated record. The transcript is spliced from 3 exons. Gene Ontology annotation, cellular component: nucleus. Bases 59 to 3250 code for a protein of 1063 amino acids. Gene Ontology annotation, molecular function: nucleic acid binding.
CGCUAAGACAGCAUUUACUAAUCCCACUAUCGUGGGCCUUGGCCUAAUUCCUUGUAUCAUGAUUCAACAUGUUCAUAGGUCGACACGCUCCAAGUGGGCGUUUAAGAUAAUGCGACUGGACUCAGUUUGUUACAUAUUGUUUGUGUCUAACGCGUCAUUUACCAUUGCUAGAGCUACCCCCGAACACAUUGUUUCGUUACAGACGGUUGACUUUUCAGCCCAGAUUAGAGGAGCAGAAUGGACUUCUACGUCUGAAGUUCAAUCAGAUGCAUCAGUACUGGGGUAUCUAGUUGUUACGGAUGUCAAGGGCUAUUGUCAUAUUUUGAGUAUAAAACAGAAACAGCUGCAAGAGUUUGAAGCAGAAUCUGCUUGUACAAUUCGUAUUGAUAUGUUACGUCUGUUGAACAAUGACGAGCAACUUGGAAAGAGUAUCAGCUCUUCCAUCAACACUCGUACUUUGGCUAUAAGUGCUUGGACGAAUUCAAUACUGUUGAUGCAGCCUAACUAUCAAGAAAACAAACUAUCUGCAUUCUUAGACUUAAAUUUACAGGGUACCAUACUCUACACGACCUUCCUAUAUCCUCAAGCAAAAAUGAAGGAAAGUGACAUCCUCGCUGUACUCUUCCUUGACACAAAAGCAACACCACGGAUAGCAUUGUUUGUUUGGAGUCAGGGUUUCUGUGCAUCCACAAGUACCUCUUAUUCGCAAUACACUAUACCCGUUCCUAAUGAUUUUUCCCUCUGUUCUCAUUUCGUUUCCUGCCCGAAUAUCCCCGAACACUUUAUUGUGGUUCUCGAAACUCGAAUGUGUCUUUUAUCCGUAUCACAAAUUGAAUGCGGCGACUUACAGUUUUUGUCAGAAGAUCUUCCACAGGUUGAAGAUGAUGCAUUAGUCGUUGCUUUUGAACCCGACCUUUCAUCAACGAAUGUGUAUCUUUUGGCGUUUGACAAUGGAGACAUCUUUCGAGUUCGUACUUCUGUCGUUUCUAUUGAUUACUUAUACUGUGGAAAGAUUAACAACCCAGCAACCUCUCCUUUGGUCCCAUUAAGUCCAUAUCUCCUAGCUACUGGUGACGGUUGCGACGGUGGAUUUUACGAAAUUCAAGGAGACAAGGUCUCUUUGUUGUACGAUAUUCCCUGUUGGGCUCCCGUUUGGGAUUUCGUCUGUUUAAAAGCCCGUAAUGGCACGGUACUCAAUGGUGACUUGACGCAGUCAUCCAUUGUCACAGCCAGUGGUAUAGGGAAAUCUGGUGCCUUGUAUCAACUGCGUUACGGAAAAAGACUAUAUCCAGUUCUUGAAGCUACACUGACUUUUGGAGCGACGCUCAUGCGAAUGUUUCAAGCUAGUGAAGAUGAGAGUUAUUGUUGGCUUAAUUAUCCUUGGCAGACGCAGAUCUUAAAGGUGUCACAGGACGGUGCCGUGGAAGAUGUUACGGAUGAGUUGCAUUUUGAGGUUUCAACUUCUUUAUUAGUACUGUGCUUUUCUGGUAUUUUUAUUCAGAUUACAAAAAAUGCUAUUCACAGGUGUUGUUUUGGUGAACAACCUUUUGCAAUACUUCAAGCAGCACAAGAUUCCGAAUUUGUUAUAUCGUUCUCUUCGCCAAGUUCUCUGUUUAUUGUUGAACAGAAGGAGGGUGGCUCUUCCGUUGGAAAAAUUCUCUCGCUGAAACGAAAUGAUUCCUUACACUGCAGUUUAACUGAUGUUACUAUUCCUAUUUUCGCCGAAGUACUCUGUGGAUGUAUCAUUUCAAUGAACAAUACUGAAAUUGUGGUAACCGGUACAGCAGACAGUCACCUUUCGUUUCAUUCUAUCACCACAGAAGGGGUUCGAUUAAUUAACAAAUUCCAGUUGCAUGAAGAUGGUUCCGUCCACGAAAUCGUGGAAAACGAUGUCUUCUUACCCAUUAGUGUGUCUUACCUUAGAGAAACUGAAAACGAGGCUACAGUUCUAACUUCUACGAAGAAUGGCUAUCUGGUUUGCUUUCGUGUUAUCAUGAUAGAUAUGACUAAUGUUCAAGUCAAUUUCGUCAGUAGAGAGCGGUUUCAAACACUUCCAUUGAUGUUGCAAGCAAAUAUGGGUGAACAAAGCUCUCUUUAUGCUUGGCAAGGAUCUAUCUAUUCAAUCACAAAAAAUAGAAAAGCCGACGACAGUUCAUUUUUGUCAAUAAUUCCUGUUAUUGGGCCCGAAACCCUUCAAAAUAUUCAUGGUGUUUGUCCUUUCUCACCUUUUCCCGAUUCUCUUGGACAGCAAAUGAUUGCAUUUUUUUCGCAAGAUUCACUUUACGUAUCAGAAGUCCAAGUUCAAGAAGACACAAUCGCCCGGAGAUUCCCCGUGAGUGCAACCCCUCGCCGCUUACUACAUGAUAAGUUUACGAAUACACUUGUUGUUGGGUGCUGUCAUAUCCCCAUACUUAAUGCUGAAACAUCCGAUUUAUAUUUUUGCGAUGCGAACACAUUUGAGAAUGUCUCAAAGCCGUGGCCAUCAACAGACUUAAAGGGCAAAACCAUUUUCAAACCCGGUGAAACCAUCUAUUCCAUGUGCUUUUGGACUGUUCGUGGUAUUAACCAUAAAAAGUAUCGUCAUCUGUGCAUAGGAACUGGCUUAGAAAAAUCCAAAAAUGGCAAUGGUCGAGUUCUUAUUCUAACGCUCUCUAAACCUGAUGAUCAUCCGACCAUUGACAUUCGCCAUGUGAUCACUGUGUACACUGAACAACCAGUGCUUAGCAUAUGCCCUGUUGGUGAAUAUGCUCUCUGUUACUCCGCUGGUAAGACGUUAGGUUUAAAAGUGCUUGAUGUGGUCCAAAAGAAAUUCAGCAAUGGUGACUGUACACUCAACCUCCGUUCUAUGGCAGUCUCGUUGUGCUCGUACAAGAACUACAUUUUUGCAACGACGGUGCGCGACUCUGUCUGUGUCGUUGAAUAUAUCCCAGAAACAAAUGUGCUAAAGCUUGUGAGCACAGACACUGUUCCAAGAAUGGGUGUCGACAGUUACUACUUAUCACAAACCGACACCCUAUUUGGAUGUGAUAAGUUGAAUGUUUUGACUGUUUAUGACUGUAACAUGAAGCCAAAAGAUGACAGGCUCAAGUCGCUAGGUCUACAGGUUGUCUUGCAACAAGAAAGACAACUGUGUACUCUAACAAACAAGUUGAAGUACACUGUUUUGAUGAAGAGUUCCAAAGGAGAAGCCCAAUGGGGCAUCUUGGCCGGCACCAUUAGUGGUGAUAUUUACAAGCUAUUUAUUAAAUGACAAGUGUUCUAACUAAAAAAUAAUUCAUUUUUAUUUUAGAAUUUUUGAGAAAAAGCCACGACAUGUAUAUAUACCUCAAUGAUGGAUGAAAGCACGGCUUAAC